Cladophialophora immunda is the source of this 2629-nucleotide messenger RNA. RefSeq lists its product as uncharacterized. Gene Ontology annotation, cellular component: perinuclear region of cytoplasm. The coding region runs from base 86 to 1627 and encodes 513 amino acids. The transcript has 2 exons. The record is from RefSeq and is a predicted model, not a curated record. Lineage: Eukaryota; Fungi; Ascomycota; Eurotiomycetes; Chaetothyriales; Herpotrichiellaceae. Gene Ontology annotation, biological process: intracellular calcium ion homeostasis.
UGACCAUGUCAAUGCCUCGGAAACCGAAACCACACGCCCAAGGAACAAUGAUUAAAUCGUCCAUUCUGUUUGCUGUAUAACCCAGAUGGCUGCUCAUCAUAUCUCUCUCGCCAAAGCCUCUUUUGGGGCUUCUCUCCUGCGGCCCGACGUGACAAAGGUCGCGCGGGACGACCUACCCAUCUUUUACAGCGCCUUCGACGCCACCCUUACCCGAUGCUCGAGUCGCAAUAUACAGACAUGUAAACAAUGGCUGUUGCAAAAUGUUGCCGUCUCACCGACAAGGACCACCGCUCUAGGGAAAUAUUUGGUUGCCAUAGCCCGAUAUCUUGCAGACCAGCCAGAAGAAGCAAUCCAUGCAGGAGUCUCGCGCCGGCGACUUCAUAUCCUCUACCUACUGAAUGACCUUCUUCACCAUGCUAAAUAUCACGACACCGAUGCCGUUCUUCGCAACAAUCUGGCACAGUCUCUCCAGCCAUUCUUGCCUGACCUAUUCCAAAUUAGUGCAUCAGACGCCAAAGCACGCGUGCGGAGACGGCUACACGAUUUGAUCGAUCUGUGGAAAGAAGAGGAGUACUUUGGCAGACAAGUUAUUGAUCAACUGCACGAUGCCCUCGACGGCGUCACCCCCGAGGUCAAACUAUCAUCUGAACGAGAAGUUCAGCGCAAGAAUACAGAUAAAGAACUCCCAUAUCUUAUCCCCUCGACUCACGGUGACCCUUCAUUGCCCUUCUACGAUCUCCCAGCCGGUAAUAUUAUGCGUCACAUUAUCCCGAACAGCUCACAGCCCAUUCGCCCUGAUGAGGUCCGAGCACUCCAAUUCUCCGCUGGCCCCGCGGACGAGAGCUUGGUCAAUGCCCUGAAGGACUUUUUAAACGACGUCAAGGGUAUUGAGAGUACCGUUCCAAGACCUGAAGAGUCGGGCUUGUCUCCGGAUAUCGACGAGAUGGGUCAGAUCUCAUACCAUGAUGAGGCGGGAGACGUGGUCGGUGAUACCUACUACGGAUGGUCCCGGGCAUUUUGUGACAAGAUGAAGAAGCGUGGCAGGAGGAGUUCGGGCGAAUCUUCCCAACGAUCAAGAUCAAGAAGUUCGGAUCGCAGUCGAAGUGCCACCCCUCGGAAGCGCAGACGUCGUAGUAUUUCAACCGAUGGACGCUCCAGGUCAUCAAAGUCGUACAGCCGCUCACCACCCGCACGCAACUCCGACAAACCUAUGAGACAAUGGAGUCGAAGUCGCAGCCGGUCACGCUCCAGAAGCCGCCCGUAUUCUCCUCACAAUCAUCGUCCGCGGUUCGAGCAGCCUCCGAGAUUCGAUCCAUCAACUACACGCGUCAGUACAAACACCACGCCUGUUCCUCCACCUCCUCCACCCUCUUCAGCAGUGCCGUUUCCACCGAUGCCCCUACCUCUUACAGGCGUACCGGUACCUCCUCCCAGACCACCGCAAUGGGUGGGCCCAUGGCCUCCGCCCCCACCUCCUCCCUUUCCUCCAGGCCACAUCGGGUACCAGAAUAUUCCCUUUCCUCCUCACCCUCCGCCGCCGCCAGCCUUUGCUCCUCCGCGGGACGGCUGGUCGCAAUACCCCGGUGCACCGUCUGGACAAAACAAUCAAUAUGGAGACCGACGCUGAAGUAUUGUCCACUGCUUGACUUGAUGCUUUCUCCUUGUUGACAGAGCAUCAGGCCACCAUUCCGCUCCCCUUUUCGGUACAAAUACCCCACAGACGUCCACGGCAGGCAGACGAAAUGUUGAUGACCCUAAUCAGAAGCACCAACCAAUAAUGUCCAUCCAGCUGACUCGGCAAAAUGCUGUUCGAGGGAGUCCACCACACGGACCCCACAUUGCCAUGAUCAUCGACUAUGAAGAGAAGCAAUCACUUCUUGUGACGACCCCAUCCCAGUCCAGAACGGUCGACCUACAACGAUCAAUCCAGGGUCAUGCGCCUAACAUCACUCAAACUUCAGGGGCAUUCGCCACGGGUAUCAAUGACCCUUGAUUGCAAGUAUUGAAGCUGAACCUUUAAGUUUGGAGACUUCGAUUGGAUAAGGAAGAGGAAAUAUAAACCUUCGCAUGAUGGAGCUUUGGGUUCGCUGAGCACCUCAGAAAUCACGCACUCAGGACGACUUGUUGGCGGGCCAGAACGAGUCAUACCAGUCUUCACGGCGAGGAGUUUGAAGCUUAUCUCACAACCAGAGAAUGAGGCGCAUACUUGUGAAAUACUCCGUACCACUCACAGACACGGCGGCGGGUGAUUGCCAGGGUUCAUCGCCUGAAGCCGAAUUAGGAACCGGGUGGCGGGCUUGGCAGACGCAAGGCUGGGCUUCCGUUGCGGUUCUUGUCCGACGUCAUUGCCUGGCUUUCAUUGGCUGCCACCAACAACGGCACGGCAACUGGUGGCCCAUCUGCCUCCUCCCGAGUCGCCUGCCCCUAUGCCAUAGCACAUUCACCAUCAGCCAUCCACUACGAGUGUCACGAACCUCUUCUACUCAUUAGCGAUCAAUGGAAAUGAACUUUGACCACUCACCUCUGCUUUUGUGUUUCUUCACUGAUUCUCACCUCCAGUCUAGCGGGCGCCUCUUCGCUGUUCGCCUCGCCCUCGUCGGCUUACACAAGUAUGCUGGGAUCUCAGCGC